This is a messenger RNA of Chelonoidis abingdonii (Abingdon island giant tortoise), 372 nucleotides long. Lineage: Eukaryota; Metazoa; Chordata; Testudines; Testudinidae. The record is from RefSeq and is a predicted model, not a curated record.
AUUCAUCAGUCCUUGAAAAGCCUAUUAGCAGUGGCUACCAAGGAAGCUAUGUCCAACCAGCUGCAGUCCAUAAAGAAGCUGUAUGAUGGUGCCUUUGAAGGGAGGAAGAAAGCCGAGAGAGACUUGGAAGCUUUUAGCCCGGAUGUGGAAGCUGCCACUUCAGCUCGCAUCUCCCUACAGAAACAGCUGGAUAAUCUGGAGGCUGAAACUGCAUUCCUGCAGAGAGUGCACAGUGAGGAAAUCGAAGAUUUGAUGAAACAGAGCUACAGUACUUCCGAGUGUGUUGAUGUCUCCUGCUCAAUCGCAGACCUGGCUCCUGCUCUGAGGGACAUUCAGAUGGAGUCUGAAGAAAUUGCAGCCAAGAACCUGCAG